Messenger RNA from Selaginella moellendorffii, 893 nucleotides. RefSeq lists its product as uncharacterized. The coding region runs from base 56 to 541 and encodes 161 amino acids. The transcript has 6 exons. NCBI's taxonomy places the organism in Eukaryota, Viridiplantae, Streptophyta, Lycopodiopsida, Selaginellales, Selaginellaceae. The record is from RefSeq and is a predicted model, not a curated record.
GAGGUCUAUUGGGAGGGCAAGGAGGAAGCGGCCGGUCCGCUAAGGCGGCAUUACAAUGCUCCAGGGCCGCGAGAGCUUGAUUCGGGUUGUAGGGAAGCAGCAACGCAGUGUGUCACUCCAGGACGCUCCGCCAGCUCAGAUACUUGCCUGCCAAGUGGGAAGAAAAACUCGUUCUAGAUGUCUUCCAGACACACUUCAGAGACUGCACCAUUGGACUUGUGCAUGGAUUUCUUUCUAUCCAGUCCGAAGCUCGCUUAUUGAAUCUCCUCUUCAAGCCAUAUGCGAUGGUGGAGCUAGGCAACUCGUCGUGGAAGCACUCUGGGAGGUUAACUGGGAGAAUGAAGACCUCCACACAAUUACGGGAUUGUCAGUGAUUCAUAUGCUUCUUGCAGAAAACCAAGGAGGGCAAAACUGGUCGAAGCCAAGGGUCCGGGAGAUUGCUUGUCCGAGCAACAGGUGGCCUGGUUUCUUAUUCUCUCGGAUGCCAGGCACGCUAUGCAUGAGCUCCUCGGCCUCCUCCAGCCCUCCAGACUUGGCAUAGUCAUAACUGGUGGCAUUUAGAGCUUUGUCAUCUAGAGGGUGGUCCAGCUGAGAACGUGCUACGCAUAUUUGACACCCGUAUAUGGGGAGACCACGAAAGAGCUGAAAGGGAUACAUUUGCGGUGAGCUUAAACGCGUUGGAAUUUUUGCUGUGUCUUCAAGUAAACAGAUUUGGAGAUCACAUCACGAAGCUCUUUGUGGACAAGUCCACAUGAUUUUCUGGUCCUUUGGUCACUGGUUCAAAGCUCUUUAUUGCAGAGGCCAAACAAUUACUCUCAUAUUUGAAUCAACGGUGAGAAAUGUUGUCAAAGUGACCUCACUCUGAGCAUAAACGAUUGGUUCUACAGAGGAGA